Messenger RNA from Bombyx mori (domestic silkworm), 1548 nucleotides. RefSeq names its product UDP-glycosyltransferase UGT33D2 (gene UGT33D2). Gene Ontology annotation, molecular function: UDP-glycosyltransferase activity. The record is from RefSeq and is marked provisional. Lineage: Eukaryota; Metazoa; Arthropoda; Insecta; Lepidoptera; Bombycidae.
AUGAAGCUAAUUUUACUGGUGUGUUUAUCAGUGAUUAAUGCCAAUGAAGCGGCCCGGAUCCUGUGCGUUUUUCCAAUACCUUCAAUCAGCCAUCAAUUGGCCUUCCGACCAUUACCAUUAGAGCUAGCAAAACGGGGCCACGAGUUAACCGUUCUCACGACUGAUCCUAUCUUUACUGAAGGCCAAUCCCCUGAAAACUAUACAGAAAUAGACGUCCACGACGUAUCUUACGAUGCCUGGAAGAAAGGUUUCCUGCAGACGUCAAGAGGAAAAUCUCAAGAUAUUUUCGAACAAGCUAGAGUUGCAAUGACUGUUAUAAGUAAAGUUGUCGCGAAACAAUUACAGACCGACGAAUUUGAGGCGGUUUUGAAGGGCGCAAAAAAAUUUGAUUUGCUAAUUAUCGAAGCCCCUGUUAAAAUACCUAGGAUACUCAGUCACAUUCUGGGCGCACCCAUGAUACUUAUGAGUUCUAUGGGCGGAGCCUGGGAUCUUUACGACAUUGUCGGAGCACCAAGCCAUCCACUGUUAUAUCCCGAUUUGUUAGCCCAAAGAUUAGAUAAUCUAACGUUAUGGGAAAAGCUACACCAGUUAUACAACUACUAUUCAUUUGUAAGUUUGUUUGAUAAGCUGGAGAUCGAGGAUGAUGUGCUGAUUAAGAGUAUUUUUGGGCCGACGAUGCCAAAAUUAAGUGAAAUGAGGAAUAAUGUUGAGUUGGUGCUGUUGACAACGCAUCGCAUUUGGGAACACAAUCGUCCGGUUCCACCCAAUCUUAUUUACGUUGGAGGAAUUCAUCAGAUGCCACAAAAAGAACUGCCUUCGGAUCUCAAAGUCUUCUUAGAUUCAUCUCAACACGGAGUUAUAUACAUAAGUUUCGGCACCAAUGUUUUACCUUCGCUGUUGCCACCAGAACGGAUCCGAAUUUUGGUAAAAGUUUUUUCUGAACUACCCUACGAUGUGCUGUGGAAGUGGGACAAAGAUGAACUUCCCGGAAGAUCGAAAAACAUCAGGAUCUCCAAGUGGCUACCACAAUCUGAUUUACUUAGGCAUCCAAAAAUAAAACUCUUCAUAACCCAAGGUGGUCUGCAGUCAACAGAAGAAGCGAUCACUGCGGGAGUUCCCCUAAUUGGGGUGCCGAUGUUGGGUGACCAGUGGUGCAACGUAGAACAGUACGUGAGACACAGAAUUGGACUAAGACUUGACUUGGAUGAGCUAUCUGAAGAUAAACUGAGGAGUUUCAUUGAAGAGAUCAUUAAUGAUCAAAGCUAUCGUCAGAACAUAGCUCGUCUCCGGAGCCAGGUGUACGACCAGCCUCUGAGCUCGUUGGAGCGCGCCGUGUGGUGGACGGAGCACGUGCUGCGUCACGGAGGAGCCCAGCAUCUCCGAGCUGCCGGCGCCAAUCUAUCCUGGUCACAAUACUUGGAACUGGAACUUGUUUCAGUAUUGCUUAUCGCUUUUGUUGUAAUGCUCAUGAUUUUAAUUUCCAUAAUAUUGUAUACGUGGAAGCUUCUCAGCAGUUUAAGCCUAAAGACUAAGUUGAAGAAAACCUAA